AUGCCCACCACAACCGAAUACUUGGGCUACACCAUCACCAACCUCGGUCCCUUGACCGCAACCUACACGGCCCCGACAGAAUGCGCUACGGCCACGGAUAACAUCCACAUCACAGAGCCACAGAUGCUCGCUCUCACCUCGAUUUGGACCUCGGUGCUAGAAGACUCUGAGACCCUGGUAUAUUGUUGCCCGAGCGGUUAUACUGGUGACAACUUUCUGAAUUGCCACUCAGUUAUGGGGCCAAUUACCGAGCUCGGCUAUACUGAGGGCUGCAUUCACACCUGGUCCGGCAAAUACUAUACGGAUGUUACAGCAACCUUUGACGGCGCCGAGUCGCCGUACCUCUCAAAGAUAAAGAUCACGGCACAGCCUGGGACAGCAUACUGGACCAAGACAGCUCUGACAGUCGAAGAGGAGAACAUAGCGGUUGCCACAAAAGUACCUGCCGUGGCGCUGGUGUACCAGAGUUCAGACCUGGAGAAGGCAAAAGCGACUGGUGAAAGCGAGAAGAAUGCGGCCGCGGCUCCUCUAUCGGUGAGAGGCAUCACACCGGUGGUGACAGUGGUAGUGAGCAUGCUUGCUGGGGCCGGACUACUAGCGCCCUGGUGA
Messenger RNA from Fusarium falciforme, 609 nucleotides. RefSeq lists its product as hypothetical. The coding region runs from base 1 to 609 and encodes 202 amino acids. NCBI's taxonomy places the organism in Eukaryota, Fungi, Ascomycota, Sordariomycetes, Hypocreales, Nectriaceae. The record is from RefSeq and is a predicted model, not a curated record. The transcript is spliced from 3 exons.